AUGCACACCGACCACCGACCCUUGACGGCACUUUUCAAACGCAGUAAUGUGCCAGCCAGAGUACCCAGAUGGGCCCUUAAGGUACAGAAGUAUAACCUGGAAAUCAUCUACUUGAAAGGAGCUGCAAAUCGCGUAGAGGAUGUCUUAAGUCGUGCAGUUAUUCCUUCAGACGAGCAGGAGAAGUUGGGGUAUACCUCCAUUGAACUCAUCGUAGCUGCGGCUCUGGAGGAGCUGGAGUGGACGACGGAACUUCGACACGACCCUAUUUAUGCUGAGAUUAUAGCGAGCUUGGAUAGUAGAAAUCUGGACAGGGAUAUCGCAAUGCCUAAACGCAAUCCUGAAACUCAUCCAAAAGCCCAAAGUGGGAGACUUUGUCAUGGAUCGAGGCUAUUUUGCGUCACUAGACAGCUAUUCUGUGCGAAGGGUGGUUCCAGCCUCUAA
Molecule: messenger RNA, 441 nt
Organism: Haemonchus placei
Lineage: Eukaryota; Metazoa; Nematoda; Chromadorea; Rhabditida; Trichostrongylidae
Source: the annotation of a GenBank genome assembly